AGUUAGGGGGAGAGUCUAAGUGGUGAGGAGUGGAACCGUCACUUGGUUGUGCGUCUAUCACCAUGGUUGACACGCAUACAAGAACAAGCACCUCCACUUACACAGCAGAACAGGAGGCGAAAGCCGCCGCCAUCCUGAAAGAGAGAAGAGAGAAGGAGGCCAAGAAGAAGGCCUUGCUGGAAGAACUAGCAGCGAAGAAGAAGAAGAUUGAGGAAAAGAUGGUGAGAGAAAUGGAGAGGUUGCAAAAGGAGGAAGAAAAACUCCAAGCGGUAGAGGCAGAAGAAGAGGUAGAAGAAAAGCCACUGGAGAGGAGAAGGACAAGAGAAAGAGCAGGACCCAGAGGUGCGAAGGAAGAUCCGCUGGAGAAGAAGAUUACGAAAUGGGUGGCCAAUCUUUCCCUGGGAGAAGAGGAGGCGGCAUCGAUAUAUGUAACCAGGGAAGAGCAGGAGGCGUCCAUGAAAGAGUGGGAUGCAGAGGAAGAUCGACGGUCACACGCACAAGUCUCCGACCUGCACAAGAAGAUCUCCUGGGACGAUAUGACGAAGGAAUGGAAGAAGAGGUUCAUUGUGAACGACGCACCCGCGCUCACCAUCAACCGCCUCUUCGCCACGACUCAAGGCAACACACCAACACGCGAUUGCCUCACAGAAUGGCAAAAGUUUGUGGCAACACCCGAUCUCGAGCUGCCAUUUUCGCAUCUGCGUCGGGAGUUCUACAACCAGUCGUGCGGCACCUUGAGCCUCGAGCUCGGUGACCGAGAACAGUACACGACCUUCGCGGAAAUUAUCCACAAGGCGCGGGAGAUCAUCAAGACCAACCGGGCAGCUGCACAAGAGAAGUCAGCGUGGCAGCCAACCCAUGUGGAGAAAGGAAAAUUGGGUCCGUGUCCGCAGCCCGUCGCUGCGGCAGCCACCCCGGCAUCACGUGGGGGAGAUCAGGUGGCCGCUGUCCAGCCGAGAAGCAACAACAACUCCCGUGGAAAAGAGAAGGCGAAAAUUGCAUCGCCGGCCGGAAAUGGACAGCCAUACCAUGGGUCAAGUUCAACUUGACAGAGGCCGAAUACAAGUACCGCAGCCGAUACGGCUGCUGCUAUUGGUGGAACAGCACCAGGCACAAGACCUCCCAAUGC
Molecule: messenger RNA, 1129 nt
Organism: Chara braunii
Lineage: Eukaryota; Viridiplantae; Streptophyta; Charophyceae; Charales; Characeae
Source: the annotation of a GenBank genome assembly